This is a messenger RNA of Peronospora belbahrii, 315 nucleotides long. The record is from the annotation of a GenBank genome assembly. NCBI's taxonomy places the organism in Eukaryota, Oomycota, Peronosporomycetes, Peronosporales, Peronosporaceae.
AUGACCGCGCAAGCUGCCAAUGAACAUUCAAAUAAGAAUUGGCGAGCAAAGAGCAUGAACAACAUCAAUAUUGAGAACAUGCCUACAUUGGACUUGUCCCUUCGUCUGCGUGGUGGUGGUAAAGUUCACGGUUCACUUGCACGUGCUGGCAAGGUAAAAGGACAGACUCCUAAGGUUCCUAAGCAGGAGGAUUCGAAGAAAUCAUUGACGGGCCGUGCGAAGAAACGCUGGCAGUACAAUCGCCGCUUUGUGAACGUUGUGGCAGGUAUGGGUGGCAAGAAGUUGGGUCCUAACUCGAACGCCGUGAAGCAAUAA